AUGAUUGGUCUGGUAAAUCUAGUGUUCGUCGGAGGUGAGUUGAAUGCAUGUUACAAUGCCGUUGAUCGUCACGUUGAAGCUGGUAAUGGUGAAAAAACGGCUAUCAUUUAUGAUAGCCCUCAAACAUCAACCAUUAGAAAAAUUAGUUAUAAUGAAUUAUUGCAAAAAACAUCGUUGCUGGCCGGUGCUUUAGCGGAUAUGGGUGUCGUUAAAGGCGAUAAGGUUAUCAUUUACAUGCCACUUAUACCGGAAACCAUAAUUACCAUAUUGGCUGUUACUAGACUUGGUGCUAUCCAUUCGGUUGUUUUCGGAGGAUUCGCUGCUAACGAAUUGGCCAAUAGGAUAGAUCACGCGGAACCCAAGGUCAUCGUUAUUGCCAGUUGUGGUCUUGAACCUCAUAAAAUUAUUAAGUAUACAACGAUGCUGAACAAUGCACUGGAAUUAAUAUCGGUUAAAGAACCUGAAUGCAUUAUAUUUCAAAGGAGUAAUGUUUGGACUUGUCCUCUUCGUCCUAAUCAGUACGAUUGGGAAAAAAUAUUGAAAACUGCAAAACCCCAUCCCUGCGUUCCGGUAGAAGCUAACGAUCCUUUAUAUAUUUUAUACACAUCAGGGACAACAGAUCGUCCAAAAGGAAUUUUAAGACCUAUCGGUGGUCACUUAGCAACACUUUGCUGGUCAAUGAACACGAUUUACGGGAUGAAUAAAAAUUCGGUUUGGUGGGUUGCUUCAGACAUGGGUUGGGUUGUCGGACAUUCUUAUAUUUGUUAUGGUCCUUUGGUUUAUGGUGCUACCAGCGUGAUGUACGAAGGAAAACCUGACAGAACACCAGACUCUACCCAAUACUUUAGAAUAAUAGACGAGCAUAAAGUAAAUGCAUUAUUCUGCGUGCCAACUGUAUUACGAGUUUUGAAACAUGCCGAUCCUCAUUGUACCCUGGGUAAAAAAUACUCUACGAAAUCAUUGCAGACGAUAUUCGUUGCUGGGGAAUAUUGCGAUUACGAAACAAAAUUAUGGGCUGAAAGUAUAUUCAAUGUUCCGGUAAUAAAUCAUUGGUGGCAAUCGGAAACGGGACACCCGAUAACUGCUUUAUGUCUUGGAUAUGGUGUCGAUUUUUAUUUGCCUAAAUUUAGCACGGGUCGACCAGUUCCUGGUUAUCAAGUCGAGAUAUUCCGCAAAGAUGGGAGCAAAGCGGCAAUACGCGAACUCGGUAGGAUCGUUAUAAAGUUACCUUUGCCACCUGGUUGCUUGUCCACCCUCUUUCUUGCCGACGAGAGGUUCAAGGAAGUUUAUUUCUCAACUUAUUCGGGAUAUUACGAUACAAUGGAUGCCGGUUACAUAGACGAAUAUGGUUACGUUUAUGUAACUUCUCGUGACGAUGACAUAAUCAACGUUGCAGGACAUCGUUUAUCGACCUCCGCUCUUGAAGACAUCAUUUUAGCGCAUCCUGACGUAGCUGAUGCCGCAGUAGUUGGUGUUCCAGAUCUUACUAAAGGCGAAGUCCCACUUUGCCUUUACGUCAAGCAUCAAGACACAACAACGAAAGAUGAAAUAAUCGAUGAAGAAUUGAUACUUAAUAUUAGACAAUUGAUUGGUCCAAUCGCAUCAUUUAGGAUCGUCGGUGCGGUUAAAAAUUUACCCAGAACACGUUCCGGCAAAAUUAUGCGCAAAUCCAUUGCGAAAUUGGCACGUUCUGAAAAAGUUAAGAUACCUGGCACGAUCGAGGAUCGAUCAGUGUUCCAUGAUAUAAAAGCGGUUUUACAAAAGUUAGGUUAUGCCGAUCAAGCGCCGGAUCCGGAAUGACGUCAUUACCAAUAGUUAGGCGUAAAUUUAUUUUUGAUUAUCGAUAAUAUUUAUACAUAUCUGUAACUACUUAAACAUAUAAAUAUAA
This is a messenger RNA of Polistes canadensis, 1888 nucleotides long. Its product is annotated as acyl-CoA synthetase short-chain family member 3, mitochondrial. The transcript is spliced from 11 exons. NCBI's taxonomy places the organism in Eukaryota, Metazoa, Arthropoda, Insecta, Hymenoptera, Vespidae. Bases 1 to 1800 code for a protein of 599 amino acids. The record is from RefSeq and is a predicted model, not a curated record.